CUCGGUUUACUUGGAUGAAGGCGGUGCUAGUGGUGGCCAAGCAGCAGGGCCUUGCCUUUGUGGUUGUAGAAAGAGAAGAUGGCUCCCGUUCUGGAGAAACAGCUCCCGGGCGCAGCCGACAAUAACAACGAAGAUGAAGAAGGACAAAACCUUUGGACCUCAAUUCUGAGUGAAGUUUCUACUACAUCAGGUUCAAAGUUACCAUCAGGAAAAAAUAUCCUGAUAUUUGGUGAAGAUGGAUCUGGAAAAACAUCACUUAUGGCCAAACUUCAAGGAACUGAUCACAACAAGAGAGGCAGAGGACUGGAGUAUCUGUACCUAAAUGUCCAUGAUGAGGACAGAGAUGACCUUACUCGCUGUAAUGUGUGGAUCCUGGAUGGAGACCUGUACCACAAAGGCCUACUUAAGUUUGCUGUUUCAGCUCAGUCUCUACCCAACUGUCUAGCUGUGUUUGUUGUGGACAUGUCACGACCCUGGACCAUUAUGGAGUCUUUGCAGAAAUGGGCCAGUGUGCUACGUGACCAUGUGGACAAACUCAAGAUCCCCCCAGAGGACAUUAGAGAAAUGGAGCAGAACAUGGCGAAAGUGUUCCAAGAGUACACAGAACCAGAAGAUGCUACCCAAUCCUCCCCGCAGAGACGGGCCCCAACAGCAGGGGAAGACGAGGCCGUUGUGCUCCCACUCGGGGAGAACACACUCACACACAACCUGGGCAUUCCAGUGCUAAUAGUUUGCACAAAGUGUGACGCAGUCGCCGUUCUAGAGAAAGAGCACGAUUUCAGAGAUGAGCACUUUGAUUUCAUCCAGUCCCACAUCAGGCGGUUUUGCUUACAGUAUGGAGCUGGCCUGAUUUAUACCUCCGUCAAAGAGGAGAAGAACCUGGAUCUGCUUUACAAAUAUAUAGUGCAUAAGAUGUAUGACUUCAAGUUCACCUCACCGGCCUUAGUGGUAGAGAAGGAUGCAGUGUUCAUUCCAUGUGGAUGGGAUAAUGAGAAGAAAAUUGCGAUUUUGCAUGAAAACCUGUCAACAGUCAGACCUGAGGAUCCAUUUGAAGAUUUUAUCACAAAGCCUCCAGUACGAAAGCUGGUACAUGACAAAGAGAUUAAUGCAGAGGAUGAGCAGGUGUUCCUAAUGAAGCAACAGUCUUUGUUAGCAAAGCAGCCAGCCACACCGACAAGAGGAGCAACCGAGUCUCCAGGAAGGACAACCUCAGGGUCUCCCAGACCUGCAGGUCGUGCCGGUACACCCAACAUGACCAGCGGCUCACCAAUGGCUGCUGUCAAAAAGCCUGACCCUAACAUGAAAGCGGGGGCUGCCAAUGAGGGAGUGCUGGCUAACUUCUUCAACAGUCUGUUGAGUAAAAAGACCGGAGCCCCAGGGAGCCCUGGAAGCCCGGGAAGUGGAGCAGUUGGAGCUGGAGUGCAAGGGUCCGCCAAGAAAACAGGGCAGAAGCCGGGUUUGACUGACGUCCAGGCUGAGUUGGACCGGAUGACUCGCAAACAGGACUCCAUGGUUUCAGCUAACAACGUACCCCCGCCGACAGGGAACGAAGCGUGAAGGCAACAAAAACAGCUGCGUCGUCCACUGCGUUAAUACUCUGGAAUUAUACAUGUACAUGUGAGCAUAAAAAAUUGACCAAAUUCCCAAUGUCUAUAUCAGUCAGCGCACAGUGGUUUCACCAAAACGAGUUUCAGAUGCUAUCAGAUAUGUUGGUGUUCCGGUGAGAUGGGAAGAGACACAGCAGAGAUGGAGCUGUUGCUUGUAGGUGCUACAUGCUAAAGGCUUGGCUUUUAUUUCUGUCCUCUCUUCCACUGUAAUUGUUAUUUUGUGAGGGAUGUAGGUUUAUUGAAAUGUGUGCACACUCCCAGGCAGCCAGCUAGAUGCGCUGGGCUGCAGGCCCCCCAGUUUCUGGGGUUAACUCCUCUCCUCAUGGGUUUAAAGAGUGGAAAUCUACCGGUCAUGUGGCCUCUGGGUCAGCUUUUCUCAUUGAAGGAAUUUGGUCACGAUUGGAAAGGUAUUCAAUUUUACAUUUAUUCAUUGAAAACAAAUAUUAUAAUACUUGCAAACAUAUGUAGUAUGUACAAAAAUUGGAUAUGACACUGAUGUAUUUAUACAAAGCUCCUCCUUAUUUUAUUUUGUGCACCAUUAACCGGUUAAAGGCAAAGAUGUAUCUGUAUCGCAAAACAUGUUAAAAUGCUACUGACGUCAUGACACUAAUUUGACAUUUUCAGUUAGCUGAUAGCAUAUCAUAUCAUUUGCCCUAAUUAUCUCGAAGGAUUCUGUAAAUAUAUAUACAAAAAAUCUAUUCAGGUUAAUUUUGAUUUUGUAUAAAAAUGCAAUUCUGUCCAAAUUCUGAAAAUAGCUUCCAUGGCUAAAUGAGAAUGGGAUUUGAUGAGCUUUGAGGUUGCGUUGGAACCGCUUCUUUUGCUACAGGUGUGUAUAUUGGGGAUUGGGUUGGGCAGCAUCUUUCCUACUAUAACUCCUAAGUGCCUCGCACAGAUAGCUGUUUGUUUCAUAGUAGAAAUGCUCGUCUACGUAAGAGAAAAUGCACUGUAGCACCAUCGGUUAAAAGGUUUUUGUCCAUUUUUUUGACAUCCAAAUAAUUUAUUUUGUUUUACAUUUUUGUUAAUGUACAAUAAGCCUGUGGUCUGUUAUUUUUCAGAAAAAAGAUUGCUGUGGCCUACUUGAUGGUAUUCAAUAGAGCAUUAGAUUGAAUGCCUUAAUGAAAACUGUCGAGGCUGCUCACAUUUAAGAAGAACCCACAAAAACACUUACUGUGGUGGAAAACACUCGCUUUGCAGCCAAAAGACAAACAAUAAUUGGCUGUGGUUUGAUCAAAAUGACAUAUUGUCAUUCAGUUUCUGACAGCGCUGUGCUCCUUUGGGUUCACAUGUUUUAUUCCCACUGUACUUUGCAUGUCUGUUUAACAUUCCCAGUUUUUACAUGAAAUAGCCGUAGAAACACAUCCCAGUAGUGAAACCCGUUGGUCUUUUUGUUCCGUCUCCUUCAGUGCCCUCUUUAAAAUAACAGCCUCUGCCUUCAAUGUACAGCUAACAAUUUGUCACAAUGGCCACCUUGCCUUCACAGGAAUGCUCCUAACUUGUGUGUCCUGAAGGGAUGCUUAACUGUGUCCUGUAAUUUCUUCUUUUUUCUUUUUUUUUAAAUAUUAAAAAAAAAGUGAUUAUACUGUAUCAUAUCAAAUAAUUUGUAAUAAUAUUUAUGGUUUCAGGUCACCAUAGUCUGAUUAAAAUUAAGUGUACAUCAUAAAGUCUGUUUGCAAGGCCCUACUUAAUCUUAUGGAUAGUGUUCAUCAGUAGCUUUCACACAAUAAAGGAAAGCAUGAGGAGUGCAGCUAUGUGCUAUUUUUUAAAAUAGCAAGAAAAAAAGGAAAACUGGAGUCAAUUAGGAUGUGGAACCAAAGAUGCAUUUUAGUCACUGCUUUUAUAGUUGGUAAUGAUCCUUAAGAUUAACCAGUGGAUGUCAUCUCGUCCCACUCUUGCAUAGAAUCCAGGCUUCGGACCUGCUUAUGAAUUCUUGUUUUUAUAACAUCCUAAUGGUAGAAAUGCCUUACUCCAUUCAACCAUAUCUGUGAUUUCAUUAUUCAAAGACAAAACUAUACCAUAAUUGUGGAGAGUCCAUUAUGGUUUAUCAUCUAAACUGGUACAAAUGCAACGCAAUUGGAGUUUAUCUUUAAAUUUUGCUCUGUAAGGGAAUAACCACAAGACCAUACUAGUGUACAGUAUACUUUUAUGCAUGAUUUAAUUUGUUUUGAAAUUGAUACUACACAACUGUUCUGGAUUUAAUUUUGAUUCAAAUUAGGCUCUUAUUUUUUGUUUUUUGUGACUUGGUGGAAUGUUCAAGUCUGUGGCCGAAGCACAAUUUAAGAAGAGCCAGGAGCAGAAACACCACCUGUAAUAAGCACUUUUCCUUGGACACUUGUAUCAACUCCCUAUUCCUACAGUUAAAUAUACAGAAUGCGUAUUUCUUCUGUUUUUGCCUCUCCUUUUUAGAUCAAUUAGUAAUGAACCUAGAAGCUAAUCUCCCCAGUAAAACUGCAUUAUUUAUCUGCAUUUGCUGCUUAAGUUAUGGAAGUUGCCCCUUGUGGUUAACUAUUGAAUAACUGCUUUCUACCAGUGUUUUGAUGAUAGGGACAUAUUUUGGGUGUCUUGAAAUAGAUAAACUAAAACUAAAUGCCCUUUUAUUUUCAGGCUUGACCCACGCCUUUUUGCCCAUAAAACACCUCUUGUUUAUGUUUACACCCUAAUUAAAAUGUGUUUGUGUUGCCCUUUGACACUUCUGUUUAAAAUCAUUUGAAAUGCCACCCUAACCAGACUGACCACACUGACAUUUCUUUAUACAAUGGCCAACCUUGUUUAAUUUGGCAUUUAGCUAAGCAGAAUGAAAUACUCUCAUGCUGCUUGGUGUCAAAGUUGUACUCGCUCUUUAUUAGGGUUGUAUGUUUCUCCCAGAGUUGAAUAAUGAACAGUAGUUGUAAGUUUUGUAUUCAAUCGUCAGUUGAAAGCAACUGCCUCCUCACAUGCUAACUGAAUUGCCUUCGACCACUAUUGUCAGUCCACAUCUAUACAAGACUAUGAGCUUCUGCUUCCAGUCCUUUUUGUAUUCAGGAUAUCAAGACAUUGUAAGCACAUGGCUGGCUGCAUUUGUGUGUCCUGAAUUAAUUCAGAAGUUUGAUUGUAUGACUUUAACACAUUUCUGUAGCCUUUUCCGCUGCCAUGUGGAUUCUCGCUUCUUAUGCCAACAAAGAUAAGGAACAUGUUUAUCAGACCCCUGGCUUCAAUAAAACCAAGAAUCCAAACUUU
Eleginops maclovinus (Patagonian blennie) is the source of this 4820-nucleotide messenger RNA. RefSeq names its product dynein, cytoplasmic 1, light intermediate chain 2 (gene dync1li2). Gene Ontology annotation, biological process: microtubule cytoskeleton organization; microtubule-based movement. Gene Ontology annotation, cellular component: centrosome; cytoplasmic dynein complex. The transcript is spliced from 13 exons. Bases 79 to 1557 code for a protein of 492 amino acids. The record is from RefSeq and is a predicted model, not a curated record. Lineage: Eukaryota; Metazoa; Chordata; Actinopteri; Perciformes; Eleginopidae. Gene Ontology annotation, molecular function: dynein heavy chain binding.